AAGCAGAGACUCAAUAGCAAUAUCAUUUCUAUUAAAAUUAUGUCCACACUUCAAUCAUCUUCUUGUUCUUCUGCUAUUCUUGAGCACCUGGAAGAAAAUGGACCACAUCAAGAAUGCAAAGACGUCUGCAUAUCUUCCCUGCCGAAGGAGAAAAGCCAACUUAGUCUGUACGAUGGAUAUUGGAUCCCAACAUGGUCCAUGCCAGGAGUUCUAGCAUUCCAAAAAUACUUUCAAGCUCGUGAGACUGAUAUCCUUUUGGUGACCCCUCCCAAAGCUGGUACUACUUGGUUUAAGGCCAUCUUGUUCGCCUUGGUGAACCGGAUGCGUUAUUUAGACCUUCAAGAACAUCCUUUGCUCACAAACAUCUCUCAUGCUCUUGUGCCCCUACUGGAUGUAGAUAUCUACAAUAAAAAAAAGGUUCCAGAUCUCAACUCUUUUGCAUCUCCAAGACUUUUUGCAACUCAUUUACCUUUUGAUUUGCUACCAACAUCUGUGAAGGGCUCAUCGUGUAAGAUUGUGUAUGUUUGUAGGAAUCCUAAAGAUAAUUUUGUGUCACUUUGGCACUUCAUGAAUAGGGUGUAUUCAACCACUAACUCGCUUGAAGAAGAUUUUGAUAAGUUUUGUAGGGGAGUGAGUUUAUAUGGUCCUUAUUGGGAUCAUGUUUUGAGUUAUUGGAAGCCAAUCAUAGAAAAGCAAGCUCAAAAGAUACUUUUCUUGAAGUAUGAGGAAAUGAAAGAGCAACCCACCACCCAUUUAAAGAGGAUAGCUGAGUUCUUGGAGUGUCCAUUUUCUCCAGAAGAAGAUGCAAAAGGGCGUUCGAGUGAACUCAGGCAGAUUACACCGCUCGACCCUCGCUCAACAGGGCGCUUGAGCGAACUUAGGCAGAUUGCACCGCUCGACUCUCGCUCAACAUGAAACUCAAGCGAACUCAAGCAGAUUGCACCGCUCGACUAUCGUUCGACACUGAGCUUGAGUGAACUUAGGCAGAGUGUGCCGCUCAACGCUGAGCUUGAGCGAACUCAGGCAGAUUGUGCCGCUCGACCUGCGCUCGAUACUUCACUUAAGCCAAUGUUCCAGAUCACUUACAAUUUGGGGUUUUGAAGUGCCUCAUUUGAUUGGAGCUAUAAAUAGAACAACUUGACUUCUGUUCUAAGGGUGGAGAAUCAUAGCAAAAACCCUAAGGGCCUCCAAGAACUUCUUAGAGCAACCUCUCCCCUAUUUGGUUGAUUCUCUUUUGGCAAAACACUUAUCCACCACAACAUACCCAAAAUCAACUCUUACAUGAGUCUAUUGAAGUGGACAUAUUUGUAGGCCUGAAGAGUCCGGAGCUGUUGUUGAUGCAGAGAUCGAGAAGUUUUCAUGGGAAGCUAUAGAAAGGUCGGAGUUUCGACACUACAUGCGUGUAGAGAUCGAGUGGAUCACUCGUGGCGUUGCAAUCCAAGUUUAGCUACUAAAAAGGUUUUGUGAGUGUCUCUAAAUUGGUUGUAACAAACUAAAAUUUCUAUAGUGAAUUUGAGAUGGUGUCUUACACCCAGAGUAGUUUUAGAUUUUGAA
Messenger RNA from Carya illinoinensis, 1554 nucleotides. RefSeq names its product cytosolic sulfotransferase 5-like. Gene Ontology annotation, biological process: sulfation. Gene Ontology annotation, cellular component: cytoplasm. The record is from RefSeq and is a predicted model, not a curated record. The transcript is spliced from 2 exons. Lineage: Eukaryota; Viridiplantae; Streptophyta; Magnoliopsida; Fagales; Juglandaceae. The coding region runs from base 40 to 915 and encodes 291 amino acids. Gene Ontology annotation, molecular function: sulfotransferase activity.